GCGUGGUUUAUGGACACUGCAGCGGAGGAAUAUGACACUGGGAUGAGCGACCGCGAGAGGAAGAGACACCGAGAGGCGGGAGUGAGACGACCGGCCAGGAAUUAACGGUUCGCCAAGAGGUCUGCGCUGCAAACCUUACGAUGGGGAGCAAUGACUGACGGAAGAACGGGCUGUCUUCCUUUCCUUGGCGCGUGAAGCCAUGGAUUAGAGCACUGUCUGGUCCCGACAGUCCCACAGUCAUGUGAUGGCGUCGCAUCAAACCUCGGCAAAGAUACAGAAAAUGAGAACGUGAAGGCUGGCGUCCACCAAGGCCUCCGCUGCACCGUGGGCAGCGCACACCCAUGAUCACAUGACUCUGGACAUGGACGCGGUCCUGUCAGACUUUGUUCGGUCCACGGGGGCAGAACCGGGUCUGGCAAGAGACCUGCUGGAAGGUAAAAACUGGGACCUGAGUGCUGCUCUGAAUGAUUAUGAGGAGCUCAGGCAGGUCCACACUGCCAACCUGCCGCAGGUCUUCAACGAGGGCCGCUACUACAAACAGCCAGAGGCACGUGACACACCAACCCAUGUCAGCAAGAUCGACAGGUCGUGUGCGCAGAAGCAGGAGGACAAUGGACAAGAGAAACGUCUGUCCCGCGGAAUCUCACAUGCCAGCUCCGCUAUUGUCUCCCUGGCGCGGCUGCAAGUGGCCAACGAGUGUACCAACGAGCAGUUCCCUCUUGAGAUGCCUAUCUACACAUUCCAGUUACCAGACCUCAGCGUGUACAGCGAAGACUUCAGGAGUUUCAUCGAGAGAGACCUGAUCGAGCAGUCCACCAUGAUGGCUUUGGAACAAGCUGGUCGUCUGAACUGGUGGUCCACCAUGUGCACCAGCUGUAAGAAGUUGCUUCCUCUGGCCACCACUGGGGACGGGAACUGCCUCCUCCAUGCUGCUUCUUUAGGGAUGUGGGGUUUCCAUGACAGAGACCUGAUGCUCAGGAAGUCCCUGUACACCAUGAUGAAGAGCGGCGCGGAGAGAGACGCCCUGAAAAGGAGGUGGAGGUGGCAGCAAACCCAACAAAACAAGGAGUCUGGCCUGGUGUACACCGAGGAGGAGUGGGAGCGGGAAUGGAACGAGCUGCUCAAGUUGGCCUCCAGUGAGCCUCGCACUCACCUCAGCAAAAACGGCAACACGAGCGGAGGGGUGGAUAACUCUGAGGACCCGGUCUAUGAGAGUCUGGAGGAGUUCCAUGUGUUUGUGCUGGCCCACGUGCUGCGCAGGCCGAUUGUUGUGGUGGCCGACACGAUGCUCAGAGACUCGGGAGGAGAAGCAUUUGCGCCAAUCCCGUUUGGAGGUCUCUAUUUACCCCUGGAGGUUCCUCCGAGUCGAUGUCACUGCUCCCCACUGGUGUUGGCUUAUGAUCAGGCGCACUUCUCUGCACUGGUGUCCAUGGAGCAGAGGGACCAGCAGAGAGAGCAAGCUGUAAUCCCUCUGACAGACUCGGAGCACAAGUUGCUGGCGCUGCAUUUUGCCGUGGACCCUGGCAGGGACUGGGAGUGGGGCAGGGACGACAACGAUAACACCAAGCUGGCCAACCUCAUCUUGUCACUGGAGGCCAAACUGAACCUGUUGCACAACUACAUGAAUGUAACAUGGAUCCGAAUUCCAUCCGAAACAAGGGCUCCCCUGGCUCAGCCCGAGUCUCCGACUGCUUCUGCAGGUGAGGACGUGCAGUCUCUGGCUGAGUCCAUUGACUCUGACCGCGAGUCUGUUGGCAGCAACUCCAACGUCAACACGGGCAAGAGCGGCAAGGACAAAGAGAAGCAGCAGCAUCGCAAAGACAAAGACAAAGACAAGAGCAGGGCCGAUUCUGUAGCCAACAAGCUAGGUAGCUUCAGCAAAACGCUGGGAAUCAAGCUGAAGAAGAACAUGGGGGGUCUCGGGGGUCUAGUGCACGGCAAAAUGAACAAAUCGAACUCUGGCUCAGGUCGAAACGGGGAGAACGGAGGGGAAAAGACAAAAAAGAAAGACUUCAAGACACCCAAAGGGAACAAAGAUGAAUCGGGUCACUCGGCCAGCUCCACUUCCUCGGAAAAGGCCACAAGCCCCUCGCCGACAGAUCGAGACAAACCGUCCAGCGCCUCCCCCAGCGACAGAACGGACAGCGCGGGGAGGGUCUCGGGUGACAAGAGCCUCGACAGCUGGAAAUACAGCACGGACGUCAAGCUCAGCCUCAACAUCCUUCGGGCCGCCAUGCAGGGCGAGCGCAAGUUCAUCUUCGCCGGCCUCCUCCUCACCAGCCACCGGCACCAGUUCCACGAGGAGAUGAUCAGCUACUACCUGACCAACGCGCAAGAGCGCUUCAGCCAAGAGCAGGAGCAGAAGAGAAAGGAAGCCGAAAAGAAGCCCCCGGCCGCCGGCGACGCGGCCGCCAGGAAGCCGGAAAACGAGAGCGUCUUCCAGAGGGAGAGGUCGGACAGCUCACCCCAGGAGAGCUGCUCUCCUGUCCCGCCGCACCGCACCUACACCCCGCAGCCCCCCGCGCCGCUCAAUGUGCAAGGCCGGAGCAGUCCCGUCCCCGCCGCCCCUCGCGUCUCUUUCCCGGUUCCUCCGCUCACCCCGCCCGCCACCUCCCACCCCGUCCCGGGGCCUUACUCCUCCCCCAGUUUUGGUGCUAAGAGACUCGGGCCCGUUCCCGUGUCCGCCCACUACAGCCAUACCCCUCCCAUCCAGAGGCACAGCGUGAUUCACCUCCAAGAUGUCAACAUGCAGUCCCCCAUCUUACGAGAUCCCUACAAACCGGCGCCCGCGGUGGGCACCCUCAAGACGUGCGCCACCUACCCCCAGCAGAACCGCACGUUGUCGUCGCAGAGCUACAGCCCGGCGCGCCUGUCGGGCGUGCGCACCGCCAACACCCUGGAAACGCUGGCGUACACCGUGCCCGGGGAACACAAGUCCCACACGUACACCAACGGAUUCAUCGCGAGAGACAUUCAAGACUGCCUGGAGUUCGCCGACGACGACAACAACUCGUCCCACGCUUGGCUCAACCGAGACAAAACCAAAGGGCGCGGCUCUGGAAGCCCUUUGUACUGCUUUCAGCAGCGCCGCUGCAAGAGGGACAACUGCUCCUUCUACGGCAGGCCCGAAACGGACCACUAUUGCUCCUACUGCUACAGGGAGGAGCUUAAGCGCAGGGAGAGGGAGAGCAAAGUGCAGAGGCUCGCAUAGCCAUCGCCGCCAAGGGAACGACGCUACCUGCACUUUGCAUCCGCAACAACGUGAUGGAGAAUGCUCUUGUAUUCCCGCCCCCUUCCCUUGUUAGUCAAGACGAGGGAAGCAGAACUCGAAACGGUGAGCAGCUUUGGCCAGAUAUUAUUGUGCUUUUUUUUUUUUUUUUUUUUAAUCUAGUCUUUUACUUGUUUUAGAGUAAAAGUCAUCUCUGGGUCUUUGCGAAUUCGCAAAGACAAAAAGCUCCUUAUUUUUCAUUGUAGAAAAAAAAAUUCAAUCUCAUAUUGGCGGGGAGCAUUUUAGUGAAGCCGUUUUGAAUGCGAUGCCUCUUCUCGGUCGCUCAUAUUUUCUCCGGAAGAUUUCGUGUUGUUUUUGCAAUCAAAUGAACGUAAAGGGGAGAUUGGUAUUCGCCUCGGAAGCAAUAAAUUUGGUGAUCUCCUGCUACACUCUCCCCCCAAUUUUGUCUAUGCACCAAUAAUAUAUAGAUACUGUAGGUUAACUGUCUUGUAAAUUGUCAGAGAUCGUCACGUGGUGCUCCCGGGAGCAAAUUUCAACGACAGGAUUUCAAACGUACACGCAAUAUAGCUUAACAUUGGAUUAGCUUUGUCCAGUGUACCUUUAUCCCGCGAAGGAUUCACGACACGAUGGAUCAAAAGUGGCGUUUUUUUUUUUUGUUUUGUUUUGUUUUUUUUAAUGAAAGGAAUUUCCUGUGCCAAACACUGAACAAUGGCACGCUCCUCAAAUAUGCAGUGUUCACGGUGUGUCCCUCUGAGCUGCCUAAUACUCCUAAUUGGUAAGUGUCUUAGAUGAGAAGAAUCGUGGGUAGUACGAGCAAGAGCCGAUGCGUAUUUGUCUAAAGUGUGAUUACGUGUCCGCCCCUGUAGGCCCGCCCACCCGUCUGUCUCACACGCAAUCAUGGCGCGCGGUCAUGCUUUAUAUCACGCCGUGGUUUUACCGGUCCCGCGUGACAGUGUGCGUCCUUCGUCCACAUGUAGAGGCCGUUUCAAGAAGCACCUGCUGCUAUAAGAGCACCUCAAGCCUUUGUGAUCAUCAGUGCUUUAACCAAUCAGUGGGUUUGGGGGAGGAGGAAAAAUAAAAAAUAAAAAGAGAAACAACCCGGGCCUGCAAGUGCUUUCUGCUCAUUGAACAUGACGACUGUAAAGAAGCCGUGUUUGUGUUGCCGUUUGUUCUGGUGAUGCUGUUUGCCGAAUAAUGUACCAUGCUGUCCUUAACAAAAGUGUGUCCUGGCCAAGGAUGUCCACUGCUGUUCGCUUCCGUCUCUCCUGUCCAAUGCAGUGUCGCUCCUCCUCCUCCUCUUGGUUCCUACGUGACCCCCUUCAUGGACUGCCACCAUGUUAGGACUGUAAGAUAUGAUUUUGUAUUCCUUUAAGACUUUUACACUACUUUAAAUUAUUGAUUUGCACAUUAGGUACAGAUGUAUAUAUGAAGAAAAUAAUAGUUUAUUGUUACAAACAUCAUGUGUCUGUGUCUUUUUUUUUUUCCGGACUCUCUCACUUCCGCUAAGAACCCAGGCUAAACUUGGCUCCUCCCCAACUCUAAAAGCUUGUCAUUCAGCGAGAUUUAUCACUUCAAACAUACUUGCUUAAAACCAAUUGGCAAGGAGAGGCUCCAUCUUAACCAUGGAAAAGAAAAUCUCCAAAAACUCCAUAAUUUUAAUGUAUUUUUUUUGUAACCCUGCACGGUACAUUUAUUAAAUACGGUUCAGUUGUGUUUAACUUACCGUAAGUAUCAGACAUUUUCAAUGAAUCAUUUCCAAUUGUUGGUUUAAAUUUUUUUCCAGGUCAAAUUUGUAUUUCAUUUUUUUUAUGUGCAAUGUAGUUUGAAUCAAUUCAUUAUAUUUUUCAUCACACACCAGAAAUAUGCCUCUCAUACUACUCUAAAAAUCACAAUAUUUUCAUGCUUAUUCAGUAUUUUAUCCGUAUUCAUUCAACUGAAAUAACGGAAAACACAAAUGUGACCAACCCAUUAGCCAGUUUCAUUAAAAGCGAAAAAGUCCUACUCAAUAUACGUAAUCCCUUCUAAUUGCAAAGCAAAUCAACGUGUACGUAUGCUUUUCACAUCCUUUGCAAUGUUGGCCUAUAGAUUUAACAAAGGCCAAGUCCAUACAGUGGAUACCAAAUAUUCAAGAUCUGAAGAUGACCAACAGUAAUUUGUGUGUACUCAUUUUUCUUUUUACUGUUUGACAGUUCAGAAUGUUAAAGAGCAAUGCAUGAAGUAGACUUUCCGUCGGUAAACCAACCUCUCUACGCUUUUCCCAAAGGUGAGUACAGUGGUACCUCUACUUACGAACGUCUCUUCAUACGAAAUUAUCAAGUGACGAAACGCCUCAACAGGAAAAUAUCGCCCCAUGUUACAAAAGAAAUUUCAAGAUACCAAAGGUAAAAACACAGUAUGGCCUGCUACUCGCAGCUCCGAGUUUCCUGAAUGCAACAUAUUUAUAGCUGCUCCACCAUUGGCUAUUACCAAGAAAAAGUGAUCGCUCACUAUGCUGAUGUAUGCCUUCGACAUUUCCGAAGGAUUUUUCGUAGCCGACAAAAGCAAAUGUUCUUGACAAAACACCAGGCAAAAACCACUUCUGAGCGAGAAUAUGCACUAAAGAGUGCAAAAAACGGUGAGGACGCAUUAUGCACAAAUAUUUUUGAUACAUUUUUAUGCUUUAGGAAAUAUUUGUCUGAAUUUUGGGGGUGCUUGGAACGGAUUAGGGCACUUACAUGGAAAAUACUUACAAAAUUUUGUAGUUAAUAUAUUUCUUCCAGAACUAACUAAUUUUGUAAAUAGAGGUACCACUGCAGUUUGUUUUUUAAAAAUGUGCUUAAAACUACUCGAUAGUGUGGGAUGUACAGUGGACUAGUCUCAUCACGAUUCUAAGGUUCGGGGUUCUUCGUCCCGGAUUACGUAAAUUAUCCAUAGUGAAUGCUUCUCGGACAAAAUAAGAUGGGAUAAUUGCAAGUUCACCCGCAACCUUAUAAAAACAAGCUCUUUUGUCAAUAGAUGCAUUUUAGUCUUAGUAGAAUGUGAGCAUUAUGCUUGUGUGACUUGAAUGUUAAAAUUGCCUGUGCAGUUAUUUGAGAUUUGGGAUUCCUCAGGAAACAUUUGCCGAAAAAUGUCAACAAAUCAGCCAGUGUCCCAUUUGUGUUUUGACCUUUUUGGAUGAUGUGCAUCUAAGCGUAAUAUAUUGGUGAACAUUUUUCUCAAGAGUGGAUAAACACUGUUUUACUCGUGUAUAAAAAAAUCUUCAUCGCAGCAGGGAUGAGUUGGAGUGAGAAUGAAGAGAAGGUUACUCUGUGGGCUGGAGCCCACUGUGUGUGUGUCUGUGUGUGUGUGUCCCUGCUGUUCAGCCAAAUUGGAGGCCACCCACCCUAAGCGCAGCGCACGGUGGGACGAGCCUACAUUUUGGUGGCUGGCACCAGCUGAGAGGGAGGCUUAGCUCUCAAAGAAGGUCACGGAGGGCAACCCCGAUGAGAGGCGGCCAUGUUUGACUGUGUGAGGCCGUUGCCAUCAAAGGGGGGAAAAGGGUCGGGGGCAUACGUCAUGCAACCAGUUUGAAGAGGUCAUGCUGUACAGGCGGGGAAAAGAAGAGGGGCAUGGGAGAAUGUACUCCUACUUGUUGUUAAAGAUGAGUUAGAUAAGCCGCACCCAAAAAUAUAAAAAAUAUAUUCAUUUAACCCUCCAAAAUUAAAAAAAUAAUAAUUACCAAAUCACCUUUUCCGACAUUAUUAAAAAAAAUAAUUCAUGAACAUCACCAAUCAUUCAGGUGUCCGUCACUUUUGCUACACACUUAACUUACCAGGCCUACACCUGCUCCUUUUUGACUCAUUUUAGAAGCUGACUAUGUUGUCCAAGUCCUGGUGCACAACGACGCAAUGGUUAUUUUGUCCUACAUUGUUUGUCCACUUUUUACCUGCCAUAUAUGUGAUGUAGUAAGCACAUUUUCAAAGCCAUUUCGCUCCGGCGUAGCUGUACAGAUUUGCUCCUAUGUCGAUGAAGUCAUUGAUAGAUCGCGCAAUUGUGACAUGGCAGUCACUCAGAGAUUUGGCAUAAAAAUGCAAAAUAGUGCUCAUUUUCGAUCCACUCAGAUCAGAUCGCUGUUGUGUUUGCAGAGCUGCAGUCCAUAAACAGGAACUGAGCCACCCCAGAGAAGAUUUACACCCACAUGGCCGUCCAAUUAUAGGACGGCCCCCCCACACACAUAUACUGUAUAUAUCUAUAUAUAUUAUCUACACGUGUGCACAUUUCACCUUGACUGUGCUUGCUAAUAGAAGCUGACACUGCAAGCAGCAAAGGUGCGAGUGAAAAGAUCCAUCAGUCGAAGCCCCUCCCCCACAUCCACAUUGUGUCUGCAUUCACAUUCUGUAAGCGCAGAAUACACACCCACAUUACGCAGCAGAAAGUGUGUCAUUGUCAGUGAGGGUCCACACGUGACUAGCAGUGACCCUCCGAGAAUGCCCCCACACAUACACACACAUAUGCAUCUCUCUCUCCCUCUUUUUCUCUGACUCACACUCUUUUUAAUAGUGUGUGUGUGUUUUUUAAUGGUUUGCUCGCUCUUGGAUAUCUGCAGAUGCAUGAAAAAACUUGCAGGUUUCAGCAUUUUGAUGUGGUGUAUUAAAAACUAAUAAUGCUUUAUUUUGCUUUUUCAUUCAUUCAUUUUCUACUUUCUUCCCUCCAAAUUUUGCUGCUGUAAAUUGCGAAUUUCUUCAUUGUGAAACAGUAAAGUUUUUCUUAUUUUGAUUGACGCCAUCAGAAAGUAUUCUCUGAUUUUGGUUAUUUUGGUGGCGGUCGUUUGAACUACAUUGCUUCAUACCGUUUGUCGUAUGAGGCAAUGUACGAGGCAGGUGCCUAUGAAAGCUACGGGAAGCAUGCAGAAGGUGGUCGAAAAAUGAAAAGCAAUCCUUUGGCCAAGAUGGCGGCGGCGGUGAUGGCAAAAGGAAACGGUGCCGUGGUGCCAAGUGUGGCAGCUUGUGUGCUUGCUUGUGUGCCUCCAACCCGCCUGGAGACAUGCUGGGUGUAGACCAGAAUCAUUAAGUAGAAUUUUAAAAUAUUUGCGCUUCCGUCCUGUCUCACGCUGCAUUGCUGUGUCCACGGAAUUUUUAUUUUUAUUUUUCCACUAGUGGGGCCAGUUAGGCCUUUUCUUCUAUUGGCUUACACACGACCAGAAAUGCUCACCUUCAUUUUCAAACAAAAAUCCAAUAUUUGUUUCAUGAAAUUGAAUUAAUCUAUUCUCAACAAGGUUCUCUUAAUAUUAUAGUGUUUCUCUCGUCCAAUCAGAUUUCAGCCUCUUAGCAAUUAGACUGUUUCCGAUUUCUACUUCAUGCUCACAGGGUCAGCUAGCUGGCCCACAAUCACGACAGCAUUUCUCUGCCUUCUGAUCGGUUGGUCAGAGCCAAACCUGUUCGCGCCAACUUCAACGAGCAACCCGCCAACCAUAAAGACUUUGCAGGGAUGCACACAGGUUGCAAGCCUGACAAUAUGUAACAAAUCUGGCUCGCGACACAAAAAGGAAGGAAGAGUCCUCAGCAACGUGGCGCCCCGCCCGUUGUUGAUACCCGUAGUUACAGUAAAUAUUUGCAUGGGUGAAAUAAGGGAACAAAGUGUACUUCCUGUUGCAACAAUAACACUGGUCUGUUUGAGAAACAAGCUCGUCAGAGGCUGAUGGGUCUACGCCUGUCUCCGCUGUGUUCCAAAAAGCCUGCUUGAACAGAUGACAUCUAAUCCUCAAUGAGACGCGAGAGGGCCCGUUUAUGUGUACAACACACCCCUGAAGUAGUGGACAGAGUACAUGGUAAAAAGAAUUCUGAAACCCCAAAACAAAGCAAAACAAAAGCCAGAAAACACAAAAGAAGAAGCUUUAGCUCGUUAUGAAACAGACAGAGGCAUUUCGAGCAAUGAGGAAACUGCCUGACAGCUGACCUGCAAAGUAACGUUUUACAAUCGUCCAGCCUGCAUGAGGAAGUGCACGAUUGUGUCCCACAACAGAGUUGAUAUGUUAUGUAAGAGAGAGAAAACCGCAACGACGUGGAUGCUCUCGGGUUCCUUCGGCGUAGCAAAUGUGAUGUCGUGCAAUGGAAAUGACAGAUGGUCAGGUAUGCAUGUACUCACGUUUGUGCUCUUCUUCUGGGUGUACACACUGCCUUCGGUGUGCAAACAUCUUACGGCGCGUACCCAAACAAAAGCAAAAUGGGUCACUUGAGCUUGUUGUGUAAAUCUGGACUAAGAGCACUGUAGUUCUACUGGUAUGUAGGGACAGCGUAAGCUUAGACUUACGUGAGGGUGCAGGCUAGGUUGGAGUUUGGUAUUUUCAUAUUAUCGGGUUGUUAAAUUGCGGUUGACAUUAAUGUUAGGGGAGGAGGGAGGAGGGUUUAAGUUAAGGGGUGUCAAAGUCAUUUUUGGCGCCGGUCACAUUUUAGUUACCGUUUCACUUGGAGGGCCGUUAGAAUGCAUCUCUUAUUUAUUACAUAUGAGAAUAAAAAAUGUUGGUAGACAUUUUAAAAAGGAUCAUGGAAGUUAACAUGUUUGAGCUGUUUUCACGGGCCACAUUAAACAAUGUGGCAGGCCAGAUCUGGCCCCUGGGCCUUGAGUUUGACACCAGUUGGUUAGAGCAAGGGGAGUGUCGUGUGGGAUCUUUUUUUUUUUCUCCAAUGGUUGAAUUCCCUAAAAGUUCCCAUCUCUACAUUAAGAAUUGCCGCUUGACCAUGUUUGCUUUGAAGCCCGGCCCCCACUCAUUGAAAAUGUUUGCAGACAUCAGAGCCCCACUGGGUUUAUAUUCAAUUAGCAUUUUUUAAGGUGUUCAGGACCCAAAUUAUUCAGUGAUUUAUAGACCAGUAGCCGGAUCGUAAAAUCUCAUUCUAGGGCUGCCUGGGAGCAUAGAGGGCAUUUGAAGGAGGUUCAGAAAGACGAUGAGACACCAAUGAGAGUGCAGAUAUCGUUGCAAGGCCGUCCAACACGUAUCGAUUGUGACGCUGUUAUAAAAAAAAAAGUUCAUUUGGGAUAAAAAGUGAAAAGGCGGCUUUCGAGGGGGAAAUCAUACUGUACAUAAUGUAACGAAUAAGUGCAAUAAUUCAGUUCUGUCUACAGAGUUCAGCCUGAACUUUUUAUGAUCCCUGGUUUGUGUGUGAAGCCUCAGUAGCCAACUGAAGAACCUGUCAGUGUUCCUUUUCUUAUUUUGGAAAAAAAAUAUCAACAGACUAUAAACAAACAACAAAAUAACGCAUACAGUCAUUUUGCGUGUUCUGACUUCCUAAAAGCAUCCAUCAUAUAUUGCAGAAUGACUUGCUUACUUGCUUGUGGCCUACUUGACGAUGGGUGGGGGGCGCGACAAAACAAAUCGAAACAAGUUAGAGCUGCAUAUUUUAUGAAUUUAUUUCCAAAUGUAAACUUCACUAUUCCAUGCAUACGAGUUAUGACGACAUACAUUGUUCAACAAUCUUGUUAUUUUUCAUAUUUGCAUAGGACAUGGUCACAAUAUAUCGUCUAACAUGUAAAAAAUAAUGCCAUAGAAAGGUACAGCAGAGCAGCUAAGACCAGCACAUUACAUUACAUGUGGUUGAAAUCCCAGGUACUGUACAACUGUAAUACUUGUUGAGCGUAGUGAUUUUGGUUUGCUGAGAGGAAGAAAAAAAAAACAAA
Messenger RNA from Hippocampus zosterae (dwarf seahorse), 10858 nucleotides. RefSeq names its product OTU deubiquitinase 7A (gene otud7a). The transcript has 13 exons. Gene Ontology annotation, molecular function: zinc ion binding; K63-linked polyubiquitin modification-dependent protein binding; cysteine-type deubiquitinase activity. The record is from RefSeq and is a predicted model, not a curated record. Bases 350 to 3211 code for a protein of 953 amino acids. Gene Ontology annotation, biological process: protein K11-linked deubiquitination; protein deubiquitination involved in ubiquitin-dependent protein catabolic process; protein K48-linked deubiquitination. Lineage: Eukaryota; Metazoa; Chordata; Actinopteri; Syngnathiformes; Syngnathidae. Gene Ontology annotation, cellular component: cytoplasm; nucleus.